AUGUCACUCAAUGGCCUUGACACACCAGAGGUUCAGGAUGCAUAUCAGUCCGCGAUCGCAGAGGCCGGCGGGUGGUUUCUGCUCAAGUACACCUCGAGGGACUCGAUAGAGCUGUUGGGUCGAGGCAAGAGCGGAGUGUCGGAGGCGCGCAAUGCGAUCCUGGGCUAUUCAGAGGCAUCGCCGCUGUAUGGCCUGAUCAUAUACCGGCGGCGGAGGAUACUCAUCAAAUGCAUACCAGACGGGACUUCGCGACUGCUGCAGGCGCGAACCGCCGUUCACCUCCAAGACAUCCUCGAACGAUAUUCGCCCUACGAAACGCUGCUCGAGAUUACGAAUGGAGAGGGUCUCAACGACACCGCGCUUGCAGCCUCGUUCCAGCUGCGCACAGCUUCUGCAUCGCCUUCACCCUCGCCAUCGACGAAGCGACUUGACGAGAUCAGCGAAGAUGCGGAGGAUAAUGGGGAAGGUGCAGAUGGCCAGGCGCGGGCGGAGACGUCGUCGAAUAGCUUGUCUGCCCCGCCAAGGCCUAAGAUGGAUCGCCGGGCAGAACACAUGAAGAAGUUUGGGAAACGGACAUCUUCACUCGGGGUCGGCAAAUCUCCGCAGCUACUCGGACAACAACGCGCUGCUUCACCUGCGUCACCUCUCAAGCAGUCCAUGUCGCAGUACCUUGUCCACGAAGAAGCAGGACACACUUCGAUCACGCCGCUGGAAACGCCUCUGCCGGAAGUCUCUUUACCUGUGGAGUCUGACGAUACGGAAGCUGUCAAGCAGGACUCUGCGCAGCAUUCGAAAGAAGUGCAGGACAUUUCUGAUUCAGCGUCGCAAAGAACCGCUACCGACGCCUCGGACGCCACAGAGGUGCCCGUCUCGCCCAAACCAUCCUCCAAACAGCCCUCGUCCGCAGCAGAAAUGCGCGAUCGCGAUUUGCCAGCCCUUCCCGCCGAGGGAAGUGCAUCCAGCACACAAAAGAGUUCAAGAACAGGAAGGAGCGCAAGCAUGAGCGAGCGAACAGUGUCAACACACUCCUUAGCCGACGAUCCCUACGGUUUCAGUAAAUUCGACGAGUUGUUCAAACCUAAGGUGAAGCUGGCUCCUAGACCUGUCCACUCCCCGGAGAAGAUCCAGAGUCCUGCAGUAGCCAGAACAUCUGCACUGCCAGCGAGCUUUCGGCCCGCGAACAGAAAGCAGGAGACGCUCAGGCCGAAGUCUUCUGGAAACGGGCUUGCUGUACCUGCGCGGCCAACGCCACCUGCGCCUACAGCAUACAUUACACCACCGCCACCUCCGGUUCCUGAGACUCCAGAUUACUCCGCACGGCCUACUACGCGAGGGAGUGUCAGAUCUGCGCCUUCUCACAAAUCGCACGGCAUGACGCCCGACAAGAUCAGGCUGAUGAAAGCCGUGGAGUUGAGACGAAGGCAGCUUCGUAAAUCCCAGGAACCACCUUCGAGACCGACAUUUGAUGACGAUGCACCCGCGAUUCCGAAGGUCCCGGAUGUGUCAGAUAGUAUCCCAACGAGAACAAUCAAGAUCAUAAGGACCCCUGAGGCAGCUUCUGAACAGGAAGCAGCGACUGACGAGGAGGAGCAACCACAAUCGAGUAAAGCAGACUCGGGCAUCGAGAUGCAUUAUAGGAAGCAGGAUAAGGCCAGUGGCGAUCGUGAUUUGCAAUCCACGCCAAGUGCAUCCAAGCCGAGUACACCAGAACCAGGAACCAUACCUACGAGUCAGUCGACAGGCACCCCGGUUCCCCCGCCUAUUAUUCAGGAAUCACCCAAGGAGAUCGAUAACGCGUCAGAGGAAACGAACUCGCAAUUGCAGCCCGACGAUGCUGCAUCCAUUGAAAGCAAAACGCCCACUGAGCGAUCGGAGUUUUUUGUGCAAGAACCUGCGUCUACAGAAGAGCUUCCUGUUCCAACCAUCAUCAUGGCGGACGGAUCGAGGCCAAUGACCUCGGAUGAACCCAUCCUUCAGCCCGCCGUAGAAGCCGACGGUGAGGGUUCCACGGUGGAAGACUCUGGCACUGAGGUUCCGGAAGAAUCGCCAUCGUCCCCUAGGCGGCAGAACAGUGAUCUGGCCAAGCGUCGCCGUGGUUAUGUCGAGCCUUUGCAGACAGACUUGAACUCUGGAAAUCCUGACGACUUCACAUCUGACGACGACGACUUGCUGGAUGAGCUGCAUAGCGCCAUCAUUGUAGAAGCAACGCCCGUCACCGUUGCAAGAUCUCCCCUGACACCAACACUCCCCGGGCGUCGUCCUAGCGCCGACACGUUAGCGUCUGUCAGGUCAGUGAAUAUCACCAGGAUGGGAUCGUCCCCUACAGACAAGGGCUCAGAUGAACGAUUGGCGCCGGACUUGUCUCGUAUGGUCGUCCCAAGGACCCUGACUCCACCUGGCGAGAAGAGGGACUCCACGUCAGGUUUGUCACGAAAUGUAUCGUCGGAAAUCUCCAAGAGGAUCCAGGCUCUGUCUCUACAAUCACGGCCGUUGACUCCGGAAGUCUCGCCAAAUGGAUUCGCACCGCGACCCACGAGAUCAGGACCUACAUCUUACCGCCGGCACAGCAGCAAUCGUGCUGCCCAUUCUCCAGCGAGAAGUGGUGCUCCAGAGAACGCGCCAGUCUGGAGUGUUCAACGUGAUCCUGCGACCAACAGAAACUCCGUCUCGGUGACUGCGCGUAUUGUUCGACCGAAUGUGAUCAGCGAGAGCGUGGCCGAGGAUAGUCGCGAAGCACUGCAGCAGUCAGAGUACGUGGUCAACAAUGAGCGGGAUGCUGGAAGACCUGGAAACCGUCCAGCAUCGAUUCGUACUGCCAAAACUCAGUCGGAGACAUCCACGCCAGCAUUAUCGCCGGUCUUGUCGCGCAGCUCGACCGAAGCGCGAACGAUGCAUUCGGCAGGAAACAGUCGAUUCGGCCGGCACAAGCAUCAGAACUCCUCCAUACCCGUCUCCACACCAGGACUGGAUGAGUUUCCUCCACCACCAGGUACCCGGACAGGCGGCUCAACGCCUUCUAUUCGAUCGAACGAUGAGAAUGCUGCUCCUAAGGAGGGUAGCAAAGCAAGUCGUUUCAUGAAGCGCAUGAGCAUAUUACCGUUCGGAGGCUCUAACAAGCGCAAGAGUGGAGCUCAACAGCAGAGCAGCGCGGCGAGCCUUUUUGAGUAUGAGACGAUCGGUGCGGCCGCACCCACUCCCGGUACCACAGGAACAAACAGUCGGGUGAGCUCGGUCCACGAGAAAUCCGACACACCUCCCGCAGUCGUAGUUGGCGAUCUCAACGUGCAGUUUCCUGAUUCCUUGUUAUGGAAGCGUCGGAUCGUGACGAUCGACGACUCUGGAUAUCUGCAAUUCGCCAUCGCCCAAGCCAUGGAAAUUCACAAAGGCGUUGCGCUGAAGAAGUUCGCCCUGAACGACUUUAAGCUCCCCUACGUACCGGACCUCGACAUGCAGGAGCUGUCCUACUCCAUCAUGCUCGAGUUUCACGACGGCACCACACUACAGACGGCCUGCGAAGAUGCCAUGACGCAGCGCCAAGUCUUACACAUCUUGAAGACAUACUGGAAGGCCUGGGCAUAA
Molecule: messenger RNA, 3579 nt
Organism: Fulvia fulva
Lineage: Eukaryota; Fungi; Ascomycota; Dothideomycetes; Mycosphaerellales; Mycosphaerellaceae
Exons: 4
Coding region: 1-3579 (1192 amino acids)
Source: RefSeq, a predicted model, not a curated record